CCGCCUCUGGCCGCCGCUGCGUUAGGAGCUGCCGCCAUGUCUGCCCAUCUGCAAUGGAUGGUCGUGCGUAACUGCUCCAGCUUCUUGAUUAAAAGGAACAAGCAGACUUACAGCACCGAGCCCAAUAACCUCAAAGCCCGCAACUCUUUCCGCUACAAUGGGCUGAUCCACCGCAAGACCGUGGGCGUGGAGCCGGCCCCCGACAACAAGGGGGUCGUGGUGGUGAUGAAGCGGAGGUCAGGCCAGAGGAAGCCGGCCACCUCCUACGUGCGGACCACCAUCCACAAGAACGCCCGGGCCACCCUCAGCAGCAUCCGCCACAUGAUCCGCAAGAACAAGUACCGGCCGGACCUGCGCAUGGCCGCCAUCCGCAGGGCCAGCGCCAUCCUGCGCAGCCAGAAGAAGCCGGUGAUGGUGAAGAGGAAGCGAACCCGCCCCACCAAGAGCUCCUGAGCACCAGCCGCCCCAGCCCCCCAGCAAUAAAGACAGCUUGUCUC
Molecule: messenger RNA, 497 nt
Organism: Elephantulus edwardii (Cape elephant shrew)
Lineage: Eukaryota; Metazoa; Chordata; Mammalia; Macroscelidea; Macroscelididae
Gene: RPL28
Product: ribosomal protein L28
Exons: 4
Coding region: 37-453 (138 amino acids)
Biological process (GO): translation
Cellular component (GO): cytosolic large ribosomal subunit; ribosome
Molecular function (GO): structural constituent of ribosome
Source: RefSeq, a predicted model, not a curated record